UUUGGGUGCACUAGUUUGAAUAACCCCGCCCAUACCCCUUACAUCAGACCACGUGACAUUGUUGCCUUACGUAAGUUCAGCGCAGCGGAGCGCCAGCCCAGGACGUUACACAAGUACCCGCGGGUCAGCUUACAUAAGGGCAGUCAGCAGCCAAACCUGCUUCGUAACGAUCCUUACAUUCAGUUUGGAGCCUUCCAGGGUGGUAGUCCACAUCCACACAUCAUGGUGGACUUGGCCCAGGAAGCUUUCCUCGCCGCUAACUUCGAACUCGCCGCCGAGGUGCUAGAAAGGGAGAUCGCGGAAGAAGGUUUGACACAGGAGCGAGCGCUGGGGAGAGCGGAUGCGUUGGCGAUGCAGGGCAACUUUCAUGCCGCCUUCGAGGCUUACCACCUAGCCUUUAAGAUGGGGAAGGUGGCUCACGAAAGGCUGAAUCAUCUGGUAACGGCUCUAGUUCGUGUCUUCUCGGCGAAAACGGGAGUGAAAGUACAAGCAGAGGAGGGAGCCGCCAAGGCAGCGGAUUUCUUACGGGACGUGGUGAUGUGUGUCGUCUGCCAAGGUCUACUGUUCGAGCCGGUGACCAUCCCGUGCGGACACACUUUCUGUAAACGUUGUAUCGAGAAAGAUCCGACAAAAACCUGUCCCAGAUGUAGGCUACGCUUCACAGAAGCAGAAUUCCCGGACUGUCAAGUUUUCAAACCCACCGUCAUCUUGUGCAAUAUCUUCGACAAGUGGUGGCCUGACGAAGUCAAAGCUAUCAGACUCAAAUGGGAAGGAAACGACUUGUUCUCCAAAAAGGAUUUUUCUAAAGCUACCGAGAAGUACACAGAAGCGCUGAAUUUAGUUCCUGGUGACCCAAUCCUGCACAGCAAUCGCUCGCACGCCUACUCCAGUAACCAUGAAUGGUCUCUGGCGCUGAAAGAUGCCCUCUUGGUGUGCCAACUAAGACCAGACUGGCCAAAGGGUCACUAUAGAAAAGGCAUGGCACUGAUAGGAAUGGACAGACAAGAAGAGGCCAUGUCAUGCUUCCUGCAGUGCCUGACUCUGGACCCUGAUGUUAGACCUGCACAAGCAGAACUAGAAAAGCUCCUUCACAAUCUGCUGUCCCCAACCAGCGAGCUUCCCCCUCUCCACCUGGGGAACAAGCUGUCAGCCCCCCCACCCCAGCCCACCCCCACCCCUUCACUCAUCCAUUCCCUGGCUGCUGCCUCUCUCAACGAGGCCUCCAGCGAGGAGAGUCCAAUGGUCACCGAUCAAAUGGGGGGGAGCAGCAUGGAAAGGAGAGGGUUGGAUGAGCCUGGACCAAGUAGAGCUGCAAACGUGCACAUGAGAAGUGUCACAGAAUGUUCUGAUGAAGAGAGAAUGGAGGAAGAGGAGUCCAGUAGCGACAGUGAGCUGGAGAUGGGGAGAGGCAAGGGCAGGAGAAAAACACACAGUUUCAGUGAUGGCAGGUUAAAAGCAUGUGCCUCGGAACCUGUUCUGAUGGAACAAGGGUGUGAAAUGGACUUCAGAAAACGAGCCAACUCAGCCAGCUUGCCGCACAAUAGCCCAUCAGAGUCUGGAGGUGCCAAAGAAGCAGGGAAGCUGAAGGAGCCAACACCUGAUCUUAUUGAUUCUGAGGACUUCGAAUGCAGUCUUUGUAUGAGGCUGUUCUACAAUCCAGUCACUACCCCCUGUGGCCACUCCUUCUGCCGGGACUGCCUGCUGCGAUGCCUGGACCAUGACAACAAGUGCCCGCUGUGCAAGUUCUGUCUCAAAACUUACCUGGCAGAAAGGAGAGACAAGGUGACCGACACCAUCGACAAGAUCAUCAAACAUUUCCUGGGCAAGGAUCAUGUCAAGAGGCAAGCUAUACAAGAUGAGGAGGUGGCUGAACUGGCCAGGCUGACGGAGCAGAUGCCCAUCUUCGUCUGCACCGUGGCGUAUCCCACAGUGCCCUGCCCACUGCACAUCUUCGAGCCCCGCUACCGGCUGAUGUUGCGGCGCUGCCUGGAGACGGGAACGCGACAGUUCGGGAUGUGCAUCUACUCCCCAGAUGGAGGGUACAUGGAACAUGGUACAGUCCUAGAAAUCCGCGAUGUCAGCUUCAUGCCCGACGGCCGGUCUGUGGUGGACACCGUCGGGAAGAGUCGCUUCAAGGUUCUGGACCGCGGCAUGCGGGACGGGUACAACAUCGCCAAGGUGGAACCCAUGGAAGACGUGCGCGUAGAGGGCGAGGACAAGGCCGCGCUGGAGCGACUUAACGCGGCGGUUUACCAAGAGGCAACCAGCUGGGUGCAGAGCCUUCCCGGCAACACCAUCGACCGAAUACUGCAGCACUUCGGCAACAUGCCCGACUGCGAGGCCGACCCACAGGCCAACCCGGACGGCCCGUCCUGGACAUGGUGGCUCCUCGCCAUCCUGCCAGUCGACCAGCGCAUCCAGUACACCAUCCUGGUGAUGAACUCACUCAAGGACAGGCUGGAGGCCCUGCGCCGCAUCCUGUCCUGUAUCCGCGGGAGACAAUGACUAGGCCUCGUGUGGAAGGUAGUGUUAGGAACAGCUGUGGCUGUCACCGCUGCUUUCAUGGUAGCUUUCUGAAUUAGUUGAAGUGCACACACUGUAUAUCAUCCGGAUUCCGGAUCUAAAUUCAACGUAUAUCACAUUGGGAAUUACAGGAUAGUCUGGUAUUAUUCAGUCCCACAUUUGAAAAUUUAGAAAAACAAGUUUGAGAAAUCUUUCCUAUUUUGAGGAAAAAUUCAUGAUUAUGUGAAACUAGAUCUAUGAACUUUGUUACAUGCAAUAGUCUGCCUGGAUUGAGCCUUACAUACUCAGACAAAAUGGUGGUUGAAAAUUGUUGCAUAAAACAUGUUCUCUUAAAGAGCAAGCGAGCGUCACUAAAAAGAAGUGUUUCAUUACGUUGCCUGCCGAUUUGAUAUAUAUCAGGUCUCUGUGAUGAAAAUGUUGCCAAAGUAUUGCAAGCAAUAUUGGCAUAGAAGGGAAAUGGUUCCUGUAUUCACUUAUAUAGAUUGAAGGAUGAUGACAACUAUUGUGCUUCAGAUUUCAUGCAGUACCUUAAAACUCGUCUCUUCACAAAAUGAGACCUUCGAAGGCUGGUUACAAUAACACGUUUUGCUUGUAUCUGUUCAUGUUUCUUUCCAGACUCCCAGUGAAAAGUUAGUUCAGAUACAAGCAUUCCUAUAUCAUUACAACAUGCACAUUCAGUUAGUAUGUUUGAUGACAUAAAUCAUUAUUUAAAGCAGUGAAUUAGGGGCCUUUAAAGCAUGUGUUGAGCAAGUAUUAUCAUUAUGUAAUUUUAUGGAUAGAAGAGGUGUACUUUGUCACUAAAGCCUUGUGGCUUCACUGUAGAUUGUCAGGGAAGUUGGUUUUUUACACAACUUAUUACCUCUGUUGUAAAAUAUGGCACUAAUUCUCACAGUCACAAAGGCAGUUGUUGGUGAAUUUUAGUUACUACUAGUAUAUUUUUUGUGCUUGAAUCUUAUAUCACCUAUGUCGAGGGCACUCAGUCCUGAGAUGCUUGGUUUUGAAUUCCCCCUUAUCAGGUGUUAGUAAUCUUACAAACUGGAAUGAAUCAGAAGAAGAGAGAGGUUUAAAUAUCAGCAGGCAAAAUCAGGAAGGAGAACUGGAAGGCAGAAUGUUUGUCUCACAUUGUAAACUACUGUUGCUGCUUCGUCUGGUGAGAUUCUUACCAACGUGACCAAGUUGAGGUUCUCUUGUCACUAAUAGUGUAAGUGUCACAUGGCAUCGUGUUGGCAUGGUAAGGGUGUUUGGCCCUGAAGCUAGAGGUACUGGGUUGGAAUCCCCUGACAUGCCACCGAUGUUGUGCCCUUGGGAAAGGCACUUGACAUGACUUUCCUCACUCCACCCUGGUGUAAAAAUGGGUACCUGACUUUGGUUGGGGAGGUAAAAGGCAGUGGAAGGAGAGGGAUGGGCUCCGCCUUCCAAUACUGUACCUAGACACAGUGGAUAACAACCCACUGUCCCUACGGCCUCACAAGUGCUAUCGAACUAUCUUUACCUUUACCAAAGUCCCUCAUUUGGCCUAAUUUGUAUCGCUCAAUUUCUUGUAUGUAUUAUUAUUGACAAGUAAUCAGUGCACAUUAUGAUAAUUAUUAUCACUAUAUCAUACAAAUUUCUUGAUGCCACAUUUGUCAUGUUACUAUUUGCAGGUGGUUUGUGCCUGAGAACCAGCACUUCUCUUUGCAAUUAUAAGAUAAGCAGGAAUGUGAACUGUAAAUAAGAUACUCUCAUUUAAAAGGUGUACAAUGUAUGUGCUGCUUAAGUUAUAGGUUGGUUAACAGGACGAUUAUUUUGCUACCAGAACUUUGUGUCAUUGACAUGUUAGUAAGCUAUAGUGAUUCACAUGAAGUGUGAAGAAAUCUUAUUUUAUAUGACACUGUUGUACUAGUAAACUAUAACUUAAAAUUGAAAAUCUAAAGAAAAAAAUUAUUUAAGUUACAGGUAGCACAAUAAUGCUGUAUCAAAAAAGACACUGCAACGUCUGGUAAAAUUGUCUUUGUACUUCGCACAAUUAGUGUGUCCUUUUUGACUCAGCUUGAAAGAAUAGUGUAGAUAAAGGAGAAGGAUCACAUAAUUAUGUAUAAUGAUUCUACUGGUAGUACAAUGGGCUUUUUUUCUGUUCUUUGGUGGUGGUUUGAAACUCUGUCUAAAGCUGUACAGUGUCUGGAACCAUUAAAAAAACUGACUGAA
Molecule: messenger RNA, 4707 nt
Organism: Branchiostoma floridae (Florida lancelet)
Lineage: Eukaryota; Metazoa; Chordata; Leptocardii; Amphioxiformes; Branchiostomatidae
Product: LON peptidase N-terminal domain and RING finger protein 1-like
Exons: 11
Coding region: 223-2505 (760 amino acids)
Molecular function (GO): protein binding
Source: RefSeq, a predicted model, not a curated record